Molecule: messenger RNA, 2259 nt
Organism: Emericellopsis cladophorae
Lineage: Eukaryota; Fungi; Ascomycota; Sordariomycetes; Hypocreales; Bionectriaceae
Product: Trafficking protein particle complex subunit-like protein
Exons: 9
Coding region: 1-2259 (752 amino acids)
Cellular component (GO): nucleus
Molecular function (GO): RNA binding
Source: RefSeq, a predicted model, not a curated record
AUGGAGGAUUCCGAACGCACCACAAAGCGGUCGCGCUUCGACCAGAAGGAGCCCGAACCCAAGAAGUCGCGUUUCGACCGACGAUCUCGGUCCCCCCCUCGGCGUUCAGAGCGCUCUGAAGACAGGGAUCGCAGCCCAUUGAGACGCGAAGGAAGCUCGGGCGAGUCGAAGCCCUCCGAUGCGGCGGCUGCUGCUGCUGCCGCUGCGGCACGGAUCAACGCUUCUUUGCAAGCGCGCAAGGGUAUCCAGCAUGUCGACGUACCUCCGAUCCAGAACGAAACCUCGCCCGCACCGCCUCCAGCUGCGCCAGCAAACGACCAGGGCACCAGCGCUCCGAGCAGCAGCAGCAACGCGCACUCUGGCGGACCCGUCCUCAGUGGUGAGAUGUACGUCGACGACGGCGAUUACAUACAAGACAUUGAGGUCAAUGAUCUUCGCAACAAGUACGUCGUGACCAAGGGAGCGACACAGAAAAUGAUCAAAGAAGAAACCGGUGCCGAUGUCACGACGCGGGGAGCCUUCUAUCCCAACAAGGCUCUCGCUACCGCUGCUAACCCACCGUUGUAUCUUCAUGUUACAAGCCAAAACAAGGAAGGCCUGGAAAAGGCCGUAUCUAUGAUUCAGAACAUGAUCAAGCAGGAACUACCUCAACUCGUAGACGACCGCCGCCUCCGACGCCGCGACCAGGAGCAGCCCGUCGAGCGUGACGAAUUUGGAAGGCGCAAAUGGCGAGUGGAAAAGGUCUUCAUUGGCCUCGAGUCAGUGCCAGGUUUCAACCUACGCGCCCAAGUUGUUGGCCAUGGCGGAGCCUACGUCAAGCACAUCCAGCAGGAGACUGGAUGCCGCGUACAGAUCAAGGGGCGAGGCUCGGGCUAUCUUGAGGCCGCUACGAAUCGGGAGAGCGACGAGGAGAUGUAUCUCAAUGUCACUGGCCCAGAUGACAGCAUGAUCGAUAAAGGAAAGGAACUCUGCGAGGACCUGAUCGCCAACGUCAGGGAGCAGUACGAAGAGUUCAAGGCCCGCCCGCCGCGCCAACAUGGCGGCCACGGUGGUCGAGGUAGCCACGGCGGGUACGGAGGCGGCUACAAUGAUAGCAACAGAGGCUCGUAUGGUGGUAACAGCUCGUACGAACGCUAUGGCUCAAAUGGCGCCUCGAACAGCCCCGCUCCUCCUGGUACUGACAGCCCUGCCAAUGCUUCAGACUACGCUGCCCACAAUACUAUGGACAACAAGCGGGAGGCCAAACCCCUGGCCAAGCACCUGGUGUCCCAGCCGCCGGCCAGUCGGCCUCGCCACCUCCACCAUCAGGUGCUGCACCACCACCUCCUCCUAGUUCUGCUCCCCCUCCGCCUCCCUCUGGUGCCCCCCCUGGCACAGGUAGCUAUGGAUCGUCUCUCCCGGCCGUCGCUCGUCCAGCAACAAACCCUCGCGCCCCCUCUCUCCAAAACAACAUCUCUCGAACCCUCGCCCGCCAGUCUCGCGUACCAGACUAAGGGCAGCACGAACCCAUCCCCUUUCCUCCUGUCGCCCAUCCUCAACCUCCCCUUCUCCUUCGGCUCAGCCUACACAGGGGAGACGUUCUCCUGCACACUAUGCGCGAACAAUGACCUUCCCUCUUCGUCACGCGCCAUCCGCGACGUCAAGAUCGAAGCCGAGAUGAAGACGCCAAGCGUCGGGCGCGCGCAGAAACUAGAGCUCAAAACACAACAUGGCGAGGGCCCGCGCGACUUGGAGCCGGGGGAGACGGUGCAGGGCGUCGUGGGUUUCGACCUUAAGGAGGAAGGGAACCACGUGCUCGCCGUGACGGUGAGUUACUACGAGGUCUCAGAGACGAGCGGGCGGACGAGGACGUUUCGAAAGCUGUACCAAUUCAUAUGCAAGUCAUCGCUCAUUGUGCGGACCAAGAUGAGUCCGCUGCCCGCGCUGCCGAGCGGCCGGCGGAGAUGGGUCGUGGAGGCGCAGCUGGAGAACUGCAGCGAGGACGUGAUGCAGCUGGAAACGGUGCGCAUGAGCGUGGAGGACGGGCUACGGUGGAAAGGGUGCAACUGGGAAGCUGGCGGGUCAAAGGGGCCCGUCGUCAAGCCAGGCGAGGUGGAGCAGGUAUGCUUCGUGGUCGAGACGGUCGACGAGGGCGGCGUGAUGAAGGCGUUGCCAGACGGGAGGCUCGUCUUUGGCGUGCUGGAGAUUAGUUGGCGAGGCGAGAUGGGCAACAGGGGCCAUCUAAGUACGGGGAAGCUAGGAACAAAGGUUCGGACGUAG